Microsporum canis CBS 113480 is the source of this 516-nucleotide messenger RNA. RefSeq lists its product as hypothetical. The record is from RefSeq and is a predicted model, not a curated record. NCBI's taxonomy places the organism in Eukaryota, Fungi, Ascomycota, Eurotiomycetes, Onygenales, Arthrodermataceae. The coding region runs from base 1 to 516 and encodes 171 amino acids. The transcript has 2 exons.
AUGAGCCGCAGGGCAAACAAUCUCUCUUAUGAGAAGCCAGAACCAUCGUUCCUCCGUAAGCUGAGGAAUCAAUAUGGGGAUGGCGGCGAAUACCACCGCAGCCGCCCAAGCCCACGUCCUACCAAAGGGAAAUAUGUCGAAGACGAAGAUGAUGGGCCUACUUAUAUUGAUGAAGAAAGUAACGAAGUCAUUACGAAAGACAAGUAUCUAGAGAUGGUAGCAGGGCCUAGGGACGAAACCACUGGUGCCGAGGGAAUUGGAACGGAAGAGAAUGGCCAAUCUGCGGCCACGAAGAAUAGCGCAGGCGAAGAUGGAGCUGAGGUAGAAACCCGGGCUUCCAAGUCUAAGCAAAACGUGGCGGAGAUAGGGGCCUCAAAGAAGAGGAAGCAAGGGAAAAUAGUAGGAGGCGACGAUGUUCCUGAGGACCAACAGGCAUCUCAGUCCCAGCCUGAAGCGCCGAAGAGAAAGAAGAACACAAAGAAGAAGGUCAAGCUCUCGUUUGAAGAUGAGGAAUGA